Messenger RNA from Coniosporium apollinis CBS 100218, 732 nucleotides. RefSeq lists its product as uncharacterized. Gene Ontology annotation, biological process: protein acetylation. Bases 1 to 732 code for a protein of 243 amino acids. The transcript has 3 exons. The record is from RefSeq and is a predicted model, not a curated record. NCBI's taxonomy places the organism in Eukaryota, Fungi, Ascomycota, Dothideomycetes. Gene Ontology annotation, molecular function: N-acetyltransferase activity.
AUGCUCAUCAACGAGCAUACUGCCAUCCUUACGCGGAGGAUCCUCCUAGUCCCAUACAGCAAGCAUCAUGUACCAGCGUACCAUGAGUGGAUGCAAGAUGAGGAGCUACAAAAAGCCACAGCAUCCGAGCCACUGACUCUGGACGAGGAAUAUGCAAUGCAACGCAGCUGGCGCCAAGACGCCGAUAAGUUGACGUUCAUCGCUUGCACCGCAUCCGAGGACCUGUAUAAAUCGCAGCGGACGGUAGUAGCCGAUGGCGCGAAUGAUGCUCCCGAGAAGAUGAUUGGAGAUGUCAAUCUCUUCAUCCAUGAAGCGGACGACGAACAGUCGGAUGAGGAAUCCGAGUAUACGCAGCGGCAGAAGCAUAUAGUUGGCGAAGUUGAGCUCAUGAUCGCCAGUAAGAACCUCCGUGGCCAGGGCUAUGGGUUAGAAGUAUUAAGGGCAUUCCUGUGGUACUUCGCGGUCCACAUCCGGGAGAUCCUUCUGGAGUACUGUCAGGGGCAGCGACUACCGGAGGCUGAUGUGCGGUGGAAGUACCUCCGCGUCAAGGUCGAUAAGGACAACAUCAGAAGCAUUCGACUUUUCGAGCGGGCAGGCUUCCAGAAGGUGUCAGAGGAGCCGAACUACUUCGACGAGGUAGAGUUGCGAACGCAACCCGGUCAAGCGACGAUAAGAGUCGAUGGCCCUAUAGAUCUACCGCUGCUUCUGCACUACGCUUCAUUGCCGAAUUGA